AUGGAGACUUUGGAGACGAUUAACCCCUUCACGCUAGCCCCGUGGGCGGAACGCGUGCAGACCGAUGGUGGUGAACAGCUUGAGGGCCCGGCCGAAGCGGGCGGGUGCAUGCAGGUCGCGGUUAGCAGUUCAGCACGGAACGAGCUGGUGGGUUUUGGAGUGGCCCUCGAGAAGCGACCACCUCGAAAUCGAAAGCUCAAACACAAAGCACUAUCCAUCACCUUGGCCGCAAGAGCAGAGCAGAAUCCAUUCUCUGCGGAACUGGCAGCCAUGGCACACGUAUUGAGCACGGUGCCAGGGCUGAAAGACUACAGGAUCACACUGCUCACAAGCAACAAAGCGGCGGUUCUCACACUCAGAAACCCUCGACAGCAAUCUGGCCAGGAAUUCGUCUGUCGGAUAUACAAGUUGAUUAAAAGGUUGCAGAGAAACCGAAACCAUGUUCAAUUCCGCUGGGUUUCUGCCAGUGAAGACAACAAGCUGCUAGGCCUGGCUAAAGUACAGGCUAGAGCCGCGACACAAGAAGACGCCCUCCUACAAGAAAGCGCCCCAAGGAUGAAAUCGACCACACUGAAUCUCGCACGCUCUCAAGCAGUCCCCAGAAAUACCCUGCCAGCGGACGUCGGAAAGCAUGCCAAACGAGUAGAUGCAGCACUCCCAGGAAAACACACGCGACUGCUGUAUGAUCGCUUGUCAUGGAAGGAAGCGACCGUGCUAGCCCAACUCCGGACGGGCAUGGCGAGACUGAAUGGAUACCUCUAUCGAAUCAACGCGGCCGCCACUGAUCAGUGUGCAUGCGGACAGGCCAAGGAAAAUGUGGAGCACUUCCUCUUUCGAUGUCGGAAGUGGACCGCACAUCGGACGGAGAUGCUACAAUGUACCGACACCCACCGAGGGAAUCUAUCCUUCUACCUGGGAGGGAAGUCGCCCUCCGACGAUCAAAAGUGGACGCCAAACUUAGAGGCAGUACGGGCCUCAAUACGAUUCGCCAUAGCCACAGGCCGCCUCGAGGCCACUUAA
Penicillium antarcticum is the source of this 1020-nucleotide messenger RNA. RefSeq lists its product as uncharacterized. The transcript has a single exon. NCBI's taxonomy places the organism in Eukaryota, Fungi, Ascomycota, Eurotiomycetes, Eurotiales, Aspergillaceae. The record is from RefSeq and is a predicted model, not a curated record. Gene Ontology annotation, molecular function: nucleic acid binding. The coding region runs from base 1 to 1020 and encodes 339 amino acids.